AUAGGAAAUGGAACUAUCUUGGCUGUCAGUUCAACUGACUGCAUCAGGAGCAAAAUAUUGUCCUCGUAUGAUACGAUUAUGAUCUCUCUGAGUUUAUGCAGAUUCUUUUUGCAGUCCUGGAUGAUGCUGGAUUUGCUCCUAAGUCUGUUUUGCGAAACCACCUAUAAUGAAGAAAUUGUAAUUUUCAAGACAGUUUUUAUGUUUCUGAACUAUUCCAGCCUCUGGUUUGCUGCCUGGCUUAGUGUCUUCUAUUGUACCAAGGUUGCUAUUUUUACUCAGUCUUUCUUCAUCUGGCUGAAGCAAAGAAUUCCCAGUCUCGUGCUCUGGAUGCUGAUAACAUCAUCUCUUUUCUCCUUCGCAACCUCUCUUCCUUUUGCCUGGGAUAUCUACAAUGUGCAUGACAAUUUCACUGCUCCUUUAACCAUGACAAACUCUUCAGAAAGGAGAGUCACAAUGAAAGCUAGUUUGUUUUUAUUGAUUCUUCUCUGUAACAAUGGCAUAGCUUUGCCUUUAAUAGUCUUUGUUGUUUCAAGUAUCCUGCUGAUUAGGUCUCUGUGGAUACACGCCAGACAAAUGCAACAUAAUGCAACUGGCUUCAGGGAUCCCAGCCUGGAGGCCCAUAUUGGUGCCAUCAAGUCAGUCUUUUCCUCCCUUAUCCUCUAUGUUACAUAUUUUGUUUCUUUGGUUGUCAUUUUAUCCAACAUUUUUUUACCUUUAAGCUAG
This is a messenger RNA of Pygoscelis adeliae (Adelie penguin), 723 nucleotides long. RefSeq names its product taste receptor type 2 member 40-like. Gene Ontology annotation, molecular function: G protein-coupled receptor activity; bitter taste receptor activity. The record is from RefSeq and is a predicted model, not a curated record. Gene Ontology annotation, biological process: detection of chemical stimulus involved in sensory perception of bitter taste; G protein-coupled receptor signaling pathway; sensory perception of taste. Lineage: Eukaryota; Metazoa; Chordata; Aves; Sphenisciformes; Spheniscidae. Gene Ontology annotation, cellular component: membrane.